Messenger RNA from Penicillium coprophilum, 216 nucleotides. RefSeq lists its product as uncharacterized. NCBI's taxonomy places the organism in Eukaryota, Fungi, Ascomycota, Eurotiomycetes, Eurotiales, Aspergillaceae. Bases 1 to 216 code for a protein of 71 amino acids. The record is from RefSeq and is a predicted model, not a curated record. The transcript is spliced from 2 exons.
AUGCGGUCACUUGUCGCGGUAUACCAACCACAGUCGGAGGCGAAAACGAGAUCCCGCAAAGAUGAGAUCGACAUCUUACGCUCCAUCAUGCGAGAUAUGCGAGGCAAAUACGGCGGGGCUACAAUGGUCCUGACUAAAAUCGAGCCGCUGGAAAACGAGGACGAAGCUUCAACAGAUCAAUAUCUUUUAAAGAGACGUUAUUGGGCUAUCUCGUAA